AAUUAUGAUUAUUCGCAAGGUCGAUGCGUUCCGUCGUCGCGCGCAUCGAUCGUAUUGUCGAUUAACUCAUUUCGCACAAUUCGCACCAGAACAGCGUGUUACUGCACAUUUUAGAUCAAUUCGUAAUUUGUUAAUGAUCGCUUUGGUAUGUGGAAACGUUGAUCUUUCAUUCUUAAACGGGAUCAAAAAUAACAACCAGUUUUUUUCAUUUAACGUAAAAACGCCAGGAAAAAGAAGUUUAUAGAAGAUUUGGAGGUAAAUUUAUUUAACGUUCUAUUAAGAAGUAAAUUUAAUUAGAAUAGCAAAAUCAAUUAAGGUAUCAAUAAAAUUGAUUAUUUGAAUUGUACAAAAAUUAAUAAUUUUCUUAAGAAGGCUAACUUUCAAAAUAUCAAUUUUGUUGAUUUUCGUUAUUAAAGUCGGCUAUAAAUCAAAUAUUAGUCACGAAGAAAACAUUUUAAAUAUAACUUGGGUAAUUUAUGGCAAAAACCAAAUGAAGCUUAAUAACUUAAAUGAACACGUUUAAAAAUAAAAUAAUACUUUAUGAAUAAAAGGUAAUUACAUUAUUUCAUCGAGAUUUUGUGCUAAAAUGGGAACUUUUAGUUCAUUCGCUAACCUACUUCAAAGAAUUUCUAAACAAGACAACCAAUCAGUGGUGAGAUUACAUCUUUGAUUCAAUUUUACAAGAAUUGAUACAAUAAAAGCCUGAGAUGGCCCCACCUCAAUCUAGAAAUAAACAUAAAAGUGACGAUGAACCAGAAGACAAUAAGUCUCAAAGGUUGAAAACUGAAGCAACAGAUGAAUUUGAAGAAAAGGAAAGGACAGAAAAUGAAGAAAUGAUACUUAAGGAGCCGUACCCUACUGGAGGGAUAAAACACACUCUUCACGGCAUUGUCUACCAACUAAAACUGUUGAUGCUCUUUGUAAAGCGUGGAGUAGAUCUGAAGUAUGAUUUUGGUUUAGCAACAGAAAUGGUUGAAGCCGAAAAGUUUGAUGAUAUAGUCUUUCGAUAUAAGGAUGAAAACGGUUAUGAAAUUUAUCGCUUUGUACAAGCCAAGCAUAUACAAAAUAAUAAUGAAAAAAAAAUUACAAGUUCUGAUUUACUUCAAACAGAAGAUGAUAAAAAAAAUAAUUUUAGUUUACAAAAGUAUUUUAGUUCUUAUCGUAAAAUCAAACAAAAUUCAAAUUUUAAGGGUGAAUUUAAAGACUUUGUUAUUUGUACAAAUAUUGAUCUAGAAGAAAAUGUAAGAAAGAAUUGGUUUAAGGAAAUAGCUGAUGAAGAUAAUAUUUUAAAGUUUAAUGAUAACGGGUGUAAGCGCUAUAAUCUUAACAUAGAUAAAGUUCUCGAACACGAAGAUCUAGUUUCAAAAUUAAAAAAUGCUUCAGAAAUUAGAAAAUUAGCAAAAACACUUGCUGAAAUUGUAUUUGAAAAGGAAACUUUGGAUUUGAAAAACAAGCUAUUGCAAUCUUACCACGGCGCAAUGAUAAGAGAAAAAGUAAUAAAUGUAAAUAUACAUAAAAAGAAACGCUAUGCGACAUUUCAUAAUGAUUUCUUAAAUGGAAACUCACAGAAAUUAGAAAACCUUAAAACUGCGUUUUUUGAAGAAUAUUCAAGAAACAAAAAAAAUGUAGACAAAGAUAAAUUUUGGCAAGAUGUAAAAAAGGAAAAAUUUAAAAUAUCAUCAAAAUUUGGAGAGAAACACACAGAAAAGGACUUGCCAGACGAUUAUUAUGUUACGGAUGAAGAAAUAAAAAGCUUUUUUGAAAAGUUAGUAUUUGCUGUCAACCAGCCUGAUGAAAUUGAGCUGGGUAACAUUAUUAGACAUGAGAUAGAUGACUAUAUUAACUUGAUUGAUAAUGACAUUGUAGCAAGUAAAUUUCAGAUACACAUGCUGGAUUGGAUGAAAGAAAAAGAGGGACGCUUUCUUACUCAUGAACAUGGCAAAAGUUUUUUUGAGGAAGCAGAAUUAGAGAUUCGUACGUUAAUGUUAAUUAGUCUCACCUUGCAUUAUGGUUCAAAAAUGGAAGAUUUUUGUAUUGAUUUUUGCAACAAACCAACAGAGCUUACUGAUUUCUUAGAGAGAAAGUCUCCCGACAGAGUUUUCAACUUUAUCAGCUCGCAUAAGACUACAGUAAGUUCGAUUAAGGUGUAUUUAACAUUAAAGGACAUUGGUGAUUACAAAAAAUAUGAUAGCCACAUUUUUAUACGCUUAAGUUCUCUUUUGCGAAUGAAAGAACGUGUAAUAGAGGCUUUUAAAUCAGAACGUUUAUACAACUUGCUAGUCAUCGAGUGUAAAGUUGUAGAGAAAAAUGUGGAUGAUCUAUUCAAUCAAUUAUCGAAUGUUCUUCGAUCCGCGGCUGAUAAUAAAAAAAUUAUUCUCAUCUCCCAAAAGAACGAUCCCCUAUUGAAUAAAAUUAAAAGUAAUUUUUCUAAGAAUGGAUACCAAGAAAAAGUAGAUGAAAGAAAUAAAUUGACUGACCUCAACAAAUCAUCACAAAAAAAGCUUCUAGAAAAUACAGAAGUUAUGUUUCAAGGAGCAAACGUCAGUCUGGAUACAUUAAUAGAUGAAAGCACAAAACCUUUAAUAAAUGGUGAAGUAUUGUCUAAGCUUAUUGAUGGUGAGCCGAUAAAAAUAGGUAAAUCACCUAAAGAUUUAAAAUAUAAGGGUAUUCAAGAAUAUUAUGUCGAUCGAAGUUUUAGUCGAUGUGAAGAGAUAAAAAAAGAAGAAUUUGAAGAUGCAACAUUUGAUAAAAACAGUUCUAAGUUUUACACUAUUCAUAAUAACGAAAGUGUUGAGUCAAAAAAUCUUCAAUCAAAACAAGAUAUUGUAUUAAUAUCUGAUUCAACUGAAAAUUUUGAGAAAUUAUGUGGUUUUAAGAACUACGAAAAGCAUCAUAUACAUUGGCUCAAAAAACAAGAAAACAAGUUCAUAUGGCAACAAUCUCGUGGUGAUUUAUCAACAUUACGUAAAUUCGUAAAUACAGAUACAUCUACAGUAUACAAGCCAGAAAAAUUCACAGAUAUAGAUGACAAAGUGGUUAUUGUUGCUACAGCACCCGGUAUGGGUAAGUCCACCGUGCUUACUCAUCUUGCAUUGUCUCUAGAAAGUUCCUUAUGGCUUGUAAGACUGAACUUGUCAAAUUGUUCACGUGAUUUACAAAGAGCAAACGAAAAGAAAAUAGAUUUUAACGAAAUUGAAGCUAUAAAAUUCCUAUGUAGAAAUGCAGGGUUUCAAUUCUCAGAGGGGAAAGAAGAUGGAGAAACAGAAAACGAAAAGAAGAAAAGGGAGCAAAUGAUAGAAAGCGAUCUCAACCUUAUAACUAUAGAAAACGAUGAAAUAAAUUUGGAAACUAACGAAAUUGAUGGCGUCAAGUUAUUAGAAAUAAAAUUAUUUAUGCAUUUUUAUAACCGAGGUGACGUUGUUUUACUGUUUGAUGGGUUUGAUGAGAUUUGCCCCGACCAUGAAAAACAAGUUAUUGAAUUACUACAAACUUUAAAACAUUCUAAAGUGAAGAAAAUAUGGGUAACAACUCGUAAUUAUGUCAAAAAUCAGUUAGAAGAAAAGUUAUACACUUUUUCCUAUACAUUAGAACCACUUUCCAGCGAAGAGCAGGCAAACUUGUUAAAAAAUAUUUGGAAAGAAAAUUUGAAUCGUGAUGACCUAGAUAACGACAGGUGCAACAACUUUACUAACGAGCUAAUUAAAAAGUUUUCUCAAGAUAUUAACGAUCAAGAAACUGACUUUUUGUCUGUUCCAUUACACACAUCGAUGGUCGCUGAAAUUUUUCAAGACGAAGUCUCUGGUGAGACUUUUGAGCUUAGUAAAAACCUGGAUUAUAUAUGUAUAUAUGAGAAAUUUAUUGUUAAAAAGUUUGAUAAAAUUUACAUUGAAGAAAAGAUGUCUGGUGUGGAAAUAACUAAUCUUGUAACGAAAAAACUAAUUAAGGUUGAACGGGAGAAGUUUAUAGAAGAUCAUAAAAUCUUAGCUGUGGAUGCAAUACUUGCAGAAAAUGAAUCAAUGGAAUUAUUGCUUUCUAAAGAACAAAUAAAAAACAUGUCUAAAUUAAAAAACGAUAUAAAACAAGGGGGCGAAAGAACCGGUAUUAUUGACAAAGUUAUAGAUGAUAAGCCUAAAUUCGUUCAUCGUACAUUUGCUGAGUAUUUUGUAUCCACGCUAGUUUUUGAGAAAUUAAAGUCAAACUAUAAACUAUGGAUGUCAUUAAAGCAUAUUUUUUGCGAUGAAAAACACAGUAUCAUUCGUAGAUUCAUUGACUCUUAUUUGAAAGUUCAAGCUAAUUCUUUAACGAGUUAUUGGCUUUCUGUUGAAGUUAAUCCUCUUGAUUACGAAAAACAUUUGCUUUGCGCUGUACAAGAAGGUUUGGGUAACGUUUUCUCUUUUUUGUUAAAAAGUGAGAAACAGAACAGUAAUUAUGGGGAGCUUAUCAGUGUACCAAGAAAACACAUCAAGAAGCUGUGCGAUAAUGGAGAGUAUGAAAAAGCCAACUUAUUUCCAAACAAUGCGUUAAAAUUCCUAGAAAAAGAAUUAGGAAAGAAUCAUCUUGAAGUUGCAAUUAUUCGUAGAUACCUAGGAAAUGCUUGUGGCACUAAAGCAGAGAAUACUAAAGAUGACAUCGAAAAAACGAAAUUGUUUGAGGAAAAAAAGAAGUAUCUUGCAAGUGCUUUAGAUAUUUUUGAUAAACAUAUUAAAGUCGCUAAAGAGACCAAUACAAUUACUAAUAACAAUUAUUUUCAACAGGCUGUAUCUACUUUUAAAGAAGACUUUUCUAUACAACAUGUAAACGAAUGGAUUAGAGUGCUUGAACUUGAAAAAGCAAAAGCGACAAGAAACUUGGCUGUUGUUUAUGGCGACUUACAUUAUCCUGAGCAAAGUAAGGAUCUUCUUGAAAAUAAAGCUAUACCUAUUUUUGAAAAAUAUCUUAAAGAUCCUAUAGUUAAAGAAGAUGAAAAGUUAUUUAUAACAGUUGAUGUUGAAUGUGCAAGAGCAAAAAGAAACCUAGGUAAUACUUAUGGAGACUUGAAGCUCUGGCAGGAAAAGAUACAGUUACUUGAAGAGGCUUUAAAGAUUGAUAAAUAUCUUAAACAACCUAACACAAACACAGAGGAGUUAAUAAAAAGCCUUAAUGUCAAACUCUUCAUUGCUGAAGCAAAAAGAAAUUUAGGUAACGCCUAUGGCAAGUCAGAUGAUCAUAAAACAAAAAAAUUUUAUCUUAAACAGGCCUUACCUGUUCUUAUAGAACAUUAUGGAUUUCGCAGUAAUAAAGUUAUUAAAGCACAAGAAAAUCUCAAUAAAGCAUAUAAAAAUUUAGGACUUCCACUUCAUGCAGCUGUUAUUACUGAUGAUUAUGAUGGUGUAUUAAAGUGUAUUAAUAAAGUAGAUCCUUGUAUUCAAAAUGAAAUUGAAAAAAUUCUUCUAAAUUUGGAGAAAAUGCCGUUGAAUCGAGAUUCAGACAAAUAUAAAAAAAUUAUAAAUAUUCUUAAGUCUAAAUCUAAUAAUAAGUAGUUGUAUUGUAUCUUGGAACUUUUAAUAAAUGUCUCGUUAGUACUAA
Messenger RNA from Onthophagus taurus, 5565 nucleotides. RefSeq lists its product as uncharacterized. The record is from RefSeq and is a predicted model, not a curated record. NCBI's taxonomy places the organism in Eukaryota, Metazoa, Arthropoda, Insecta, Coleoptera, Scarabaeidae. Gene Ontology annotation, molecular function: protein binding.